Molecule: messenger RNA, 1328 nt
Organism: Spodoptera exigua (beet armyworm)
Lineage: Eukaryota; Metazoa; Arthropoda; Insecta; Lepidoptera; Noctuidae
Source: the annotation of a GenBank genome assembly
GACGAACAUUGAUCGCAAAAUUUGUGGAACGAGGCCAGCACACGUGUAAUCAUACACAAACAUUGGACGAGGAACGUAUUCUGAUUGGCUGUCAGGCAAGCGGUCUCAGUGGUUUUUGUUUUGGAGAUUAUUAAUUAGCACAUAUUUGACCAUAACAAUAGAAAAAUGUCGUGGAAUAGCGAUACUGUUUUAGAAUUCUUAGAACUCUACAGAAGGGAGCAACAUUUAUGGGAUCCAAAACAUCCGCUGCACAGAAAUAGAAGUGAAGUUUCCGAGUCUUGGCUGAGAAUACAAGCAUCUCUAAGUAUACAUUGUUCAAUUACUGAUCUAAAGAAGAAAAAGGAAUCAUUAAUGACGUCCUUUAGAAUGCAUCUCAGCAAAAAGAAAGUUCAACCAGGAUAUCGUACGACUUGGUUUGCCUAUUCACUAAUGGAGAGUUUUCUUGGCGGCAAAUAUGAAUGUGAUAGUACAAAUCAAUUGGAAAAUGAGUAUUUCACAAAUACAGGAAACUACUCGACACAGCCAGGGAUCCCAGAUCAUACAAAUAACAUGAAUAGAAAUAUAAAUAUAGCUGAUAAACACGCAGCAAUGGUUCGACAAAAUAAACCAGUCUCUCCGUGUCAGAAAACACCUACCAAUAAGAAUAGUUCAGAAUUAAAUUAUGCUAAAAAACGGAUGGACGAAGCAGUAACGUAUUUAAAGAAUGCAUCAUCAAGUGGCGUGAAGCAUGAAAUGGACGAAUAUGAGUUAUACGGUCAGUUAUUAGCGAAGAAAUUGAGAAAAUUAGAUGAACAUCAACGUGAUUUAGCGAUGCAUGAAAUUGAUAAUGUUAUGUUUCGCGCAAAAAUGCAGAGCACAACGUCACAGCAAAGGAGUUACUCGACCUCGCCGUCCCCUGUACCUCGGAAGCUGAAAUCUCCAAUAUUUAUAGUUACCCAACAAAAUCCUACUAACAUACAGUACGAAGAUGAAAAUAUUACGUAUCAAGAGCAACCACCAUCUUAGAGGCAGCUUAAUGUUUGUUGAGGAUAUUUGAUUGCAGCUGGUUGCAGCUGAACCGCACGAUUUGCAGUGCGCUGAGUAAAUGGGGAAUGGGAUGCGGGUCGUGGAAGACGCAACAGUAGACAGAGAUUGUUAAUUAGUUAUUUAAUUAUUUAAUAAAUAGCUUUAUUUAUUUAUUUACUGAACGUUAGAAGUAAUACACGAAGUGUGAAAAAUGCAUAGCAACUAAAAAGGUGAACAUAUUUAACAUAGUUAAAUAGCUACUUUUCAAUAUGUUUUCUUGGAUGCGUUAAUAUUUUUUAUGUUAAUAUUUUCGUUAACUAAUU